Prunus avium (sweet cherry) is the source of this 751-nucleotide messenger RNA. The record is from RefSeq and is a predicted model, not a curated record. Lineage: Eukaryota; Viridiplantae; Streptophyta; Magnoliopsida; Rosales; Rosaceae.
GGUCAUAGCCGGGAAAUUUAUCAUACAAAGAGAAUGCAAAGGGUGUUUUGUGUCAAGUUCAGCUGUGAUGCUAGUUAUGUUAUUUCUGGGAGUGAUGACACUAAUCUCAGGCUUUGGAAGGCUAAAGCAUCAGAACAAUUGGGAGUUCUUCUUCCAAGGGAACAGAAAAAGCAUGAGUAUAAUGAGGCUGUCAAGAAUCGCUACAAGCACCUUCCCGAAGUCAAGCGUAUUGUGAGGCAUAGGCACCUACCAAAACCAGUGUACAAGGCAGCUGCAACAUUGCGUGAGAUGACCGAAUCUCGAAGAAAGAAACACGAGAAGAGGAAGGCGCAUAGUGCCCCAGGAAGCAUCAUUGAAGAGCCAUUACGGAAAAGAAAAAUCAUCAAAGUUGAGUGAUAAAUGUGGGUAGUUUGUAAUUGGCUCAUGCAUAUCCAUGCUAGAGAAUGGAUCUUUCAUGUCCAAUGUUCGUGAGCUCCAUACCAGUGCCUGUACAGUUCAAGUGAUUUCCCAAUCACCAAUCCUCGUCAUGCACGUGCUGUCUCUAUGGUGGUUUUGACGGACUAUGUUUUGUUCAUGCUAUACUAACGUCAGGUCAUAGUGUAGUUUAUUUCACUUGUUCAGCCUUGUGCAAUUUUGUCUGGAAAAAUGUGUAACUGAAUAUUAGAAGGUAUAUCAAGGGGACUAAUCUUUUUCAGCCUGUGGACCCUUAUAGACUGCCUAACCCAAAAGUAAUACAUGGAAUUGGAAGUCA